This is a messenger RNA of Tripterygium wilfordii, 512 nucleotides long. RefSeq names its product snakin-2-like. The transcript has 3 exons. The coding region runs from base 85 to 396 and encodes 103 amino acids. Lineage: Eukaryota; Viridiplantae; Streptophyta; Magnoliopsida; Celastrales; Celastraceae. The record is from RefSeq and is a predicted model, not a curated record.
UUUUGCUAUAAAUAUCGCCACCCUUUCUCUUAUUUUGUACACAAAAACACACACAAAUAUAUACUUACAAGAUAAGAGCGAGCCAUGACUUUCUCUAAGGCUUUGAUUGCUUCGCUUCUUCUCUCUCUUAUUUUCUUCCACCUUGUUCAAGCUGAUGAAUUGGUGAAAGCAAAUCAAGCAGCAGCAUCUCCUCCUUAUCCUCCAACGAAGAUUGAUUGCGGUGCGGCUUGUAAGGCCAGGUGUGGGUUAUCAUCAAGGCCAAAUCUGUGCAAGAGGGCAUGCGGAACCUGCUGUGCUCGUUGCAGCUGUGUUCCUCCAGGGACUUCCGGUAACCUCGAGUCCUGUGCCUGCUAUGCCAACAUGACUACUCGUGGUGGCAGAAGAAAGUGCCCUUGAAUAUGCACAAGUACUUGAUCAUCUACAAGUAUUUGAAACAUGUGAGAUGUAACAUAUGAAAUAUUGUAAUGUUAUUACUAUAAAUAAAAAUGUUAAAAUUUCGACGACUAAAAGAA